GUUUUUCUCUCGAUCUCUCUCACUUACUUCCGCAGCUGGCGUGACGUAAUAGAACCGUUUACGUUUUGGCAUAUGUCGCUCUCGCUCUCCCGUCUCGUCGUUGUUGUUGUUUUUAAAUUCGUUUCAUUUUGUUUGGCAUCUCCGACGGCGUUAGAAGUGCAUAUUCCGUACGUAAUUCUUUUAACGUGUGUGCGUGCGCGUGUGCGAGUGUGUGUGGCAAACAGCUGUUCGGAGAAGAAAAGAAGAAAAUAACGGGUCAAGUGCGACGCCACAUUACUGAAUGAAUUGGUUGAACCAUGAACUUCUAAAUCCCCAAUGACGCAGCGAUAGAUAAUACUAAUAACAGCACUAUCAACUAAUUUUAAGCGAUUUUAAUGUUGAGCUAGUCUAAAGCUUAAGCCAAAGCCACAACGAACAAAGUCUCAAAAUGGCCAAGGUAACAAACUGGGACAAAUUUGUGCUGUUGCUGUGGAAGAAUUGGACCCUCCAAUGGAACCACAAGUGGCAGAUGGUCAUCGAGCUGGUGCUGCCAGCUAUAUUCUCCUUGCUUCUGGUCUUGGUCCGCACCCUGGUUGACACGGAACAGAUGGACACCAAAUUAUAUACAUCGCAAAAUAUUACAGAUCUGAGUCUGUUGAAACAUUCGUUGCAUAGUUCGUCCUACCUUGGCAAGCUUCUAGCGCUGAUUGCACCCAAUCGACGGAGGAGCACGCUGUCGGUGAGCAACUUUCAGUACGCGGUUUACUACUCGCCCACCAAUCCGGUGCUGGAAAAACUGGUCACCGAGGCAUGGACCAGCCUCCAGAUGUCCGAGAACACGAUAUAUGCCUCGACAAAUGCCGCCCAACUGCAGACGGAUGUGGUUGGAAAGAAUGCCUUUGCCGGCAUCCAGUUCGACGAUGCCUGGGCAAAUGUCACGAAUAUUGCCCAGCUGCCGCAGGAUUUUCACUUCGCCUUGCGCUUUCCGUCGGAGCUGCGAACGGCAACGAUAGCGAUAGCAAACACCUGGCUGACCAUGCGACUCUUUCCCACCAUCGAUCUGACGGGGCCGCGUAACGAGAAGGAUGAGGAUGGGGGUAUACCGCCGGGAUAUCUACGCGAAGGUUUCCUGCCGCUGCAACAUCAGCUAUCGAUGGCGUACAUCAGGCAGAGAUCGGGGGAGCAGGAACUGCCGGAGGUGGUGAUGCAACGCUAUCCAUAUCCGGCCUACAUAUAUGAUCCGCUGCUGGAGGGCAUGUCCUCGAUAAUGUCACUGAUCAUCUUGCUGAGCUUCAUCUAUCCGUGCACGUACAUCACCAAGUACAUCACCGCCGAGAAGGAGAAGCAGCUCAAGGAGGUGAUGAAGAUCAUGGGGCUGAGCAAUUGGCUCCAUUGGACCGCCUGGUUUGUCAAAUCCUUCAUCAUGCUGACCAUUUCGGCCAUUUUGAUUGCCAUCCUAGUCAAAAUCAAUUGGUCUGAGGAUGUGGCGGUGCUAACGCAUGCCAAUUUCACUGCAUUGGUCUUCUUCCUCAUCAUAUACAUCAUUGCCAGCAUCUGUUUCUGCUUCAUGAUGGCCACCUUCUUCUCGCGUGCCAGCACGGCUGCCGCUGUCACGGGCCUGAUAUGGUUCAUCGCCUACAUCCCGUACUCCUUCACCAUCAAUACCUAUGACGACCUGAGCUUGACCUCCAAGCUGGGCUGGAGUUUGAUCUCGAACACGGGCAUGGGCUUUGGCAUUAAGCUGAUAUUGGGCUUCGAGGGCACCGGCGAGGGCUUGCAGUGGAGUAACUUCUUCACUCCGGUGUCCGUGGACGAUACCCUGACUCUGGGCGCUGUGAUGAUUAUGAUGCUGGUGUCCUGCUUCAUCUGCAUGACCAUCUGCCUGUAUGUGGAGCAAGUGAUGCCGGGCAGCUUUGGUGUUCCGCGUCCCUGGCACUUCCCCUUCAGCCGGGAGUUCUGGUGCGGCGAGCGGGAGUACACGGGCGUGGAGGAUAUACCCAAUGGAGGACCUACCCGGGAACAGCGGGAUCCCAAGGCUUUCGAGGCGGAGCCGGAGGGAAAGCAUAUCGGCCUGCAGAUGAGAAACCUCAAGAAGCGCUUUGUGGCCGACAAGAUGGUGGUGAAGGGUCUGUCCAUGAAUAUGUUUGAGGACGAGAUCACCGUUCUGCUGGGACACAAUGGUGCCGGCAAGACCACAACCAUAUCGAUGCUGACCGGCAUGUUUCCGCCGACGAGUGGAACGGCCAUCAUAAAUGGCAGUGAUAUUCGCACCAACAUCGAGGGCGCCCGCAUGUCCCUCGGCAUCUGUCCGCAACACAAUGUCCUCUUCGACGAGAUGAGCGUAUCGAAUCACAUUCGGUUCUUUAGCCGCAUGAAGGGUCUCAAGGGCAAGGCCGUGGAGCAGGAGGUGGCCAAGUAUCUGAAGAUGAUCGAGCUGGAGGAUAAGGCGAAUGUGGCAUCUUCGAAACUCUCUGGCGGCAUGAAGCGCAAACUGUCCGUUUGCUGCGCCCUUUGUGGCGACACAAAGGUGGUUCUCUGCGAUGAACCGAGUUCCGGCAUGGAUCCAUCGGCUCGUCGCCAGCUGUGGGAUCUGCUGCAGCAGGAGAAGAUCGGACGCACCCUGCUAUUGACGACACACUUCAUGGAUGAGGCCGAUGUCCUGGGCGAUCGCAUUGCCAUCAUGUGCGACGGUGAGCUCAAGUGCCAUGGCACAUCGUUUUUCCUGAAGAAACAGUAUGGCUCCGGAUAUCGUUUGAUCUGUGUUAAACGCGAUGAUUGUCAGACGAACGAAGUGACAGCGUUGCUAAACAAGUUUAUUCCCGGUAUAAAGCCGGAAUGCGAUAUCGGUGCAGAAUUGUCCUACCAGCUGCCGGAUAGUGCAUCCGAUAAGUUUGAGGAGAUGUUUGGCCAGCUGGAGGAUCAGUCCGAUGAGUUGCACCUCAAUGGCUAUGGCGUUGGCAUCACCUCCAUGGAGGAGGUCUUUAUGAAGGUGGGCGCUGAAAAGGAUAUAUCUGGCAAUGUAAAGGAUCCCAGUGAGAUAAUGAACGGCGGCACCGGUUAUCAUCCAUCGGGCGAGGACAAUGACAACGAAUCAGUGCAGUCCGAUGGCAUCUUCUCGGAGAACCGACGCCUGCUCCAGGGACUGCAGCUGCUGUCCAAUCAAUGGAAGGCUAUGCUCCUCAAGAAGUUCCUGUACACGUGGCGUAACAAGUUGCUCCUGCUCAUCCAGAAUAUAAUGCCCGUAUUCUUCGUGGUGGUCACCAUUCUGAUUAUUGAGACGCAGGGAACGUUCCAGGAGCUGAAGCCUAUCACCAUGUCUCUGACCCAAUAUCCAUUGGCUGUCACCGUUCUGGAUCGUUCCAGUGCGACCAACUCGAUCAGCUCAGCUUAUGCCAAUCAGUACGAGGCUUUGGCCAAGUCCCAUGGCAGUGACUAUGCUCUCGAAGUGACGGGUACUGCGAGCUUUACGAACUACAUCCUUGAGCUUGGAAAGACGAUUCAGGUGCGGAUCAAUUCACGCUAUUUGGUGGCCGCCAGCAUCGCCGAGUCCCGGAUCAUCGCCUGGCUGAAUAACCAGGCCCUGCACACAGCCCCGCUGACCGUCAACAUGGUGCACAAUGCCCUGGCAAAGCAAUUACUUGGUGCGGAUGCCCACAUAGCGGUGACGAACGCCCCCUUGCCAUACACGCCGAAUACGCUGCUCUCGCAGCUGAGCACCGGCAACAAUCUGGGCACCCAGCUGGCCUCCAAUCUGUGCUUCUGCAUGUGCUUCGUCAGCUCCAUAUACAUACUGUUUUUGAUCAAGGAACGCGAAUCGAGGGCCAAGCUGCUACAGUUUGUGGGCGGCGUUAAGGUGUGGACCUUCUGGCUCUCCCAGUUUAUCUGUGACUUUGCCACCUACAUUGUGACGGCUCUGAUUGUGGUGAUCACGAUCGUUUGCUUCCAAGAGGCGGGCCUGUCCACCUUCCCGGAACUGGGUCGAUACUUUUUGCUGCUGCUGCUCUUUGGGUUCUCCGUUCUGCCGUUUAUCUACAUCAUGUCGCUGUUCUUCAAAGAGCCGGCCACGGGUUUUGCCCGCGUCUCCAUUGUCAACAUCUUUUGCGGCAUGGCCUUAUUCAUAGUCGUCGUGGUGAUGUCCUCCGAUUUCUUUGACACAAAGGAUACGGCGGAUAUCUUGGGCUGGAUCUUCCGCGUCUUCCCCCACUUCUCAUUGGCAAUGGGCUUGAAUAAGGUCUAUACCAAUACGGCGACGAGGAAUGCCUGCGAGAAGGUAUCAGCGAUACCUCCCAUUCUUCUCUGCGAGUUGAUACCGCAGUGUUGCAAUAUCAAGCCUUAUUUUGCCUGGGAAGCGCCUGGAGUUCUCCCCGAGACUCUCUACAUGACUGUCACCGGCGUUGUCUUCUUCCUCAUCAUCAUCAUUUUGGAGUUCCGCCUGAUCGGAGAACUGAUGUUUAAAAUCCGCCAAUUGUUAUCAAAACCACCUCCUCCUCCACCUGAGGGCCACUUGGAUGAUGAUGUGGCCCACGAGCGUGAACGCAUCCUUCACAUGAGCUCCGAUGAGCUGGCCGCUAAGAAUCUGGUCCUGGAUCGGGUCACCAAAUACUAUGGACAAUUCCUGGCUGUCAAUCAAGUGUCGCUCUGCGUGCAGGAAGUGGAAUGUUUUGGCCUCUUGGGCGUAAACGGAGCCGGCAAGACGACAACAUUCAAGAUGAUGACCGGCGAUGAGCGUAUCACCUCCGGUGCCGCAUAUGUCCAGGGCCUGAGCCUGGAGUCGAACAUGAACAGCAUCUACAAGAUGAUCGGCUACUGUCCGCAGUUCGAUGCCCUGCUGGACGAUCUGACGGGUCGCGAGGUGUUGCGCAUCUUCUGCAUGCUGCGUGGCGUCCAGGAGUCGCGCAUUAAGCAGUUGUCCGAGGAUUUGGCCAAAUCCUUUGGCUUUUUCAAGCACAUUGACAAGCAGACACACGCCUAUAGCGGUGGCAAUAAGCGAAAGUUAAGCACGGCGAUAGCUGUGAUCGGUAGUCCGUCCGUAAUUUAUCUGGAUGAACCCACAACCGGCAUGGAUCCGGCUGCUAGGCGACAGCUCUGGAAUAUGGUCUGUCGCAUCCGAGACUCGGGCAAAUCGAUUGUCCUUACCUCGCACAGCAUGGAGGAAUGUGAGGCGCUGUGCACGCGACUGGCCAUAAUGGUCAAUGGUGAAUUCAAGUGCAUUGGAUCGACGCAGCAUUUGAAAAACAAAUUCUCCAAGGGUCUCAUUCUUAAGAUCAAGGUGCGUCGCAAUAUGGAGGCAUUGCGGCAGGCGCGAUUGAGUGCCGGCUAUGCGAGAAGUCCGGAUGAGCCAACGGUUCCGGCACAAAUGGAGCAGCAGAAUAUUGAUGCCGUCAAGGAGUUUGUUGAGCGCGAAUAUCCAAACUCGAUUUUACAGGAGGAGUACCAGGGAAUUUUAACGUUCUACAUUCCAUUAACUGGCGUUAAAUGGUCGCGCAUUUUCGGCCUGAUGGAGAGUAAUCGUGACCAGCUGAAUGUGGAGGAUUACUCCGUUAGCCAGACGACGCUGGAGGAGAUCUUCUUGGAGUUUGCCAAGUACCAGCGCGAGGACACGCGUGCCAAUCAGUGAGCUAGCCUCCCCCCCUCUCCCAAAAAGAAAAAAACCUUAGAUCCAGUGUUGAUAACACCAUCUGGCUUAUAAGCGGGCUUCUCGGCUUUUUGGCUUCAUCCAUCAACCAACCUGUUGCAUCGCACAAAAAGAAAACAAGUCAAGCACACAGCAGCACAGAUACACUUUCCUCGCUCAUAUCAACGACAGCACAGCAUAGCAAAUUCCCAAAAUUUUAUUAUUAACGAUUUUAUGUUGUAGUUGGUAGCUAACCCAUAUAUCCAGGCCUCAACCAUUCAAACGAGCUAACUUCGCCGCAUGCGUAGAUCACGUAGAAAAGCUAACAGAUGGAGUAUUUUAUGUUUUAUUUUUCAGUGUGUCCCAAGCUACUAAUUGUUAACUUGUGUAAUGUUUGUUCUCUCUUUCGAUUCCCCAAAAAUAUAUACAUAUAACCAGCAGCCUGUCCGAGUUGAGGAAGCUGUGCCAGUGCCUGCUAGCCAAUGAGUAUUGAGUACCUGUACGAAACUGUUCCUCACCUGAACUAAUUACCUACACUCAUGUACACAAACGAUAAUGUUUUAUACAACGCCGAUGCCUCAGCAGAUAGUUUCUAAGCUCGAGACCAGACAAUAGAUAGCAGAGAUUAUGCCUUAUUUUCUUGUGAUCAUCUAGCAAAAUUUACACAUUUAAGAACAGAGAUUUGUAUAAUGUACUAUAAUAUAAUAUAUAUAUAUAUAUAUAUUUAUGUAUAUCUGGUUGACCUGCACACACACACACACGUACAUAAUGUUUUAAUUUUUACAUUUUUUCGCCCUAAAAGUAUUCCCAAAUUUGUUGCAUCGAUGUACUUAGAAGCGUGUAAAUAGGUCAAUUUUAUUGUGGCACAAACCCUACGAUACAUAUGUACGAGAAUUUACCAAAUAAUGUUUUAUGUGUACUAUACAAAUUAAUUAAAUUUUAUCUAAACGUAAACGAAAACAAAAACAAAAGAAAAAACGUUUAAUGGGACUUGUGACCGGGGAAAUUGAAGAUUGUGGAAACUUCUUCGGGAAGAAUAUAUUUGAUUUAUAUAUUUACGAUAAAGACAAAUAAAUAAUAAAAAAAAUAAAAUAAAACUCACACAACAA
Messenger RNA from Drosophila kikkawai, 6702 nucleotides. It is a transcript of the gene Abca3, whose product is annotated as ATP binding cassette subfamily A member 3. Gene Ontology annotation, biological process: transmembrane transport; lipid transport. The record is from RefSeq and is a predicted model, not a curated record. Lineage: Eukaryota; Metazoa; Arthropoda; Insecta; Diptera; Drosophilidae. Gene Ontology annotation, cellular component: intracellular membrane-bounded organelle; membrane. Gene Ontology annotation, molecular function: lipid carrier activity; ATP binding; ABC-type transporter activity.